Molecule: messenger RNA, 730 nt
Organism: Penaeus vannamei (Pacific white shrimp)
Lineage: Eukaryota; Metazoa; Arthropoda; Malacostraca; Decapoda; Penaeidae
Source: RefSeq, a predicted model, not a curated record
AUGCGCCACGUUUCGGUGCUUAUCGCCCUCACCUUGUUAUCAGCCAUCGGUAAAACUCCCAAUGAACACGUAGGCACGUUGCGCUCUUGUUGCUAUAAGAACCCCCGACGUACAACUCCAUGGCAGAACAGAUAUCCUCGCAGUAGAAGCAAGACAGUCAUAUCUUCAGUAGAGCAAGCGAAAGACACUGAAACCUCCAAGUCCAGAGAAAGAGGGUUGAGAGAACAAAACAAACGCCAAAAUGUCCGUUUACCACGACAUUCACUGCGAAUACUUCCUCGACAUAGACAUGGUCGGCGGCAGAAUCAGGACGUCAAGCAACAACAGCCACGUCAGCUCCUGCAGCAGCGACAGCCACUCCAGCAGUGCGAGUCAGGCCAGCGACGCCUCAGCGGGGAGUGGCUACGGUCCAGACAAGAAGAAGAAGAAGAACAAAAAGAAAAGCAGCUUCUGGAAGCAGUCUUGCUUUCCACUGAACUAGUCGAGAUCUUACAGCAAUAUUCUUGUAGUUUUAAGCCCAUUUUUCUGUGUGUGAUAGGAAGAAUGUACAAAAUGGAUGUUAUGCAUUGAAAGCCGAAGGUCAGGUUAAGUUAUUGCCCUAAGGUGAUCUCAACAUUUGUAUAAAGUAUGUGAUAGCAUAUGUAAGUGGAAUCUGAUUUGAAUGUAUUGUUGUAUUCAUAUUUUUCACUGUUUAUAAUCUGCAUUAUACCAAUGAAUAAUUUAAUAAUUC